AUGCUUAACAUAAAGUAUUUAGUGGUGCUCUCAGUGGUAGCCUAUUGUGGGGCUGAAGACUAUUAUAAGAUGCGUAUCGAUCACGACUACAAAGGACUUCUUAACCCUAAGAAGUACGGCAGUGAUAGUAGUGAUGGAUAUUCUCGUGGAUACAAAUCUGCGUCCAGUAAUGAUGGCUAUAAAACACUCUCAUAUGACGUGCCCUCAAAUUAUGGACACCAGAGACGACAAGACGACUACGAUUCCGACGACUACCAGACCUAUAAGAAACCCGAUUACGAGGACUCGUAUCCUAAAUAUCAGGCGAAAUAUGAGCCCAAAUAUGAACCCAAAUAUGAAGUGAAAUAUGAACCCAAAUAUGAGCCAAAGUAUGAGCAAAAAUAUGAACCCAAAUACUCGAGACCGAGUUAUGGUGAUAGUUAUGGACUGAGUUACGGACAGACGUAUUCAAAGCCCAGUUAUGAGCCGACAUACGAGAAGACCUAUAGUGCGCCCAUACAUGCGUACAGAAAUGUGGAGAUAAAGCCGAUCCAAAUGCAGGGCUACGGCGGCAAAGACCACUUGAUUGAAGUGAAAGACGAUCAGCCGAUUGUCAUACACUUCAGGACUCACGCCAAUCGCAUCAAAGUGGAGCAAACAAGGAUUCCAGAUCAUCCGAAAGAAGUAGAGCACCAGAAGUCGGAGGAUGAGCCGCACCGAGUGGUUCACGAGGUCUACAAACCGGUCAUACAAGAGGUGCGCGAAAUAAUACAGCCGUUCCGUAAAGUCGUACAACAGGUGCAACCGGUUGUGGAAGAGGUGCAGACUGUCGUCCAUAAGGCUAACGGGAGACGUGAUGGAGGGGCUGAUGAUGGCAGAGAUUAUGGCCAGAAAGUGGCCGCUUAUGGCAAGAGUGGCAACAAGAAGUACGCCAGUAUUAAAGACUACUUACCUCAGGGCUCAGCCCAAUCUGUUAGAGGCAUACCUGUCUAUAGGUCUUUAUAUAAAGGACCGGCAGUUCCGCACAAAAACCCUUAA
Messenger RNA from Oppiella nova, 1017 nucleotides. NCBI's taxonomy places the organism in Eukaryota, Metazoa, Arthropoda, Arachnida, Sarcoptiformes, Oppiidae. The record is from the annotation of a GenBank genome assembly.